Xiphias gladius (swordfish) is the source of this 7181-nucleotide messenger RNA. RefSeq lists its product as uncharacterized. NCBI's taxonomy places the organism in Eukaryota, Metazoa, Chordata, Actinopteri, Istiophoriformes, Xiphiidae. Gene Ontology annotation, molecular function: nucleic acid binding; RNA-DNA hybrid ribonuclease activity. Gene Ontology annotation, biological process: DNA integration. The record is from RefSeq and is a predicted model, not a curated record. The transcript has a single exon. Bases 4753 to 6747 code for a protein of 664 amino acids.
UGUUUUCAUACAAAAGUACUGCUAUUUGCAUUUGCUCCAAAUUUUGGUUGUUUGUGAAUUGGCAAAUCAGUUGAACAGUGUAAAUGAUGGUUGAAUAAGGAAAACUGUGUAUGAAGAAAAGAAUAGGUGAAAGGCCUGAAGAGUGAUCCUUAAGAUCAACUUCGAACAAAAUAUAGUCGGGCGAAAGGCCUGAAGAGUGAUCCUUAAGAUCAACUUCGAACAAAAUAUAGUCGGGUGAAAGGCCCUGAACACUUCUAGUAAUUAAAUGGUACAGGUUAUUGUUUAAUAAGAAGCUAGAGUGUCUAAACAAAGAGGAACGGGUGAAAGGCCCUUGUCUUCCUGUAGAAGGCAUAAAGAAAGGCUAAACAAGUCAAGGGAGCGACGUGAAAAGACGAGCCCGGUCUGUUGUUACCCCUGAACAGAAACUAGUUUGUAUAUUACAGCGAUUUCUGUGACUUAGUUUAAAAAGGGAAAAAUUGUGUGGGAGGUUUGGCACGUUGAAUUGAGGAGCAUUUCCUCUCUGAUUUUGAGUACAGUAGGAUCGAGUAGAGAGAUCCAUAUUCUUACUCAUUACAGAGCAAUCACGUGUGCGGGUCUGUAAUAAAGGGAAAAGAGAAGAACCACACUUGUAAUACAAGGAAUUCAGCGGCAGGCCAUAGGCGUCCCGCGACCUGUCCAGAGACAGAUCGUAGAAGCUCGGACGUGCUGCCUUCUGAAGUCUGAGUAUCAGGGCAGUGACUUCUCGGGUUGUAAGUGAAGUAAGUCCUGUUUUAAAUACAGGGAUGGCGUCUCCAUUCGAUGAUUUAGCGUUGGAAGAACAAUGGGCGAAGUUAAAAUCUCAAGUUAUAAGUGGCAAAACUGCAAAGGAAAGACCAGAAGAGAGAGAAAAAUUUGAAAAAGUAUGGGGAGAAAUGGAAAAGGAAGGUGUAAUUAAAUCUAAACCAGGAUCGAAGUCCCCUACCGGCACAAUUGGCGGGUUAUGAAUGGGAGUGUAAGAAGAAAUGUCAGGAACAUGAUAAAGACAAAGAGAAGGCAGGAUUAAUUAAGAGGAAGUGGAAGAAAAAGAGAGAUGAAUUAGAGGAACGAAGAGCAACAGUACAUCGACUGGCAAUCGCAGCAGCAGCGUUACAACAGAAUAUGAGAAGAGGGGCAGGAGAAAAUAGAGGUCAGACAAGUGAGCCGAGCGCUCCCAUGGAAUGUCCACCUCCAUAUAGCCCCCAGGGAACCCAGAUGCCCCUGUUGGUUGUGAAAGGAGGUACAUUGGAUGUGGACACUCUGUCCUCUGAUGAGGAGACUCGCAGAGAGAGAGUAAGGAUAGAAAGCGAGAUCAGGAUAGGCUGUCCAGGUUGGAAGCACAGGUAGAGGAGACUAUACAGGACGUAGAAACGCGGAUUAAGGCUAAAGAGAAAGAGAUGAGAAACAGAGAGACUAGAAGGGAAGACAGACAGAGACAGGAGUAUGGAGCAAAGUGUAGACAGGAGCAGGAGGAACAUGUAGAAGAGUUGCAGUGGGCGCUUAGCAGGAUGGAAGAAGAGAAAGCUGAAGAACAUAAACAGGCAGAGAGACAGGAAGGUGAGCACGCACAUAACACCUCUAGUAAAAUAAGGCUAUACACAUCAACACCCGGAAAACCACGACCACCCCCCUCAACUGACUUGCUGAAACAAAUGACUAAUCAACAGAGACCUGACUCGGACACACGGCUCACAUACAGCAGAUGGCUCAUGUGCAGAUGACAAGAGUGACGAGGAGGGUGAGACAUAUGGGGCUGAACUUACAGGCCAACUGAAAUUGUAUCCGCCAUAUGUCAGAAAAUUAACCAAAUCUUCCCCUCUUCCUCCAACCACCCAGUAUAACUUGCGUUCCAAAACUAAAUCCACCGGCGCGACACAGAUGCCAUUAAUGAAGACCCCAGCAGGAGACACGGUGUGUCAACCUUUGGUUUCACUGAUUUACAUUGUUUAAAAGACAAAAUGCCCUCACCUAAUGAGGGAGGAGGGCCCUGGAUGGAAAAAUGUAUUAAAAUGACAUUGGGGCACCGUUUAGCUCCGGGUGACUGGCGUGCUCUGGCGGGGCAGCUAAUGCAUGCGUGGGACGUAGGUGAUAUUGAAGCGGACGCAGGCGCCGUAGGUUGUCCUGAUACUGCGCCGUUUGCAACAUAUGCAACGGUCAUAGGCGGGGCAAUGUGGAAGAAGUACCCAGUUCCACUGGGUGCAAUGCAUAAUAUGGUAUUUACCCCUAAACCUGAAGAAUCUGCCCAAACAUUCUUGACUAGAUGUAAAGAUAUGUGGUCCGACGCUACAGGGACCCACCCUAGCUCUAGUGAAACACAGAUUGCACUCUUCCGUAGAGCUAUUUUGGAAGGACUUCCAAAACCGGUGAAGACCGCUAUGGAAGAUAAUCCUGAACUGCAUAGAGCCCCUACGGCUCAAUGGGAAACACAUUUGGCCCAUCAUUUCGCUAAGCAUAGGAGCAACAGGGAGAGAACCAAGGAAAAGAAUCCGACCUGCAAACUCAACUUCUGAAAUUGCAAUGAGUGGAAGCUAGACAUAAAACUAAUGAAGCAAAGAAAGGGAAAGAGAAAGCCAAAAAUGAGCUUCAGUUGGUGCAGCAACCCUCAGGUGACAAAGGUGAUGAUGACUUAUAUCCCACUCCACCGUAGGCACCUCCCCAACCUUCUUAUAGAGGAUGCGGAGGGUUCAGGGGAGACAUGGGGGGCAGAGGUCGUGGUCCACGCGGAAGGUCCCACAAUAUAUACUAUGGAUGUCUUUUUUGUGGUGACGUAACGCACUGGAAACAUGAACACCCACAGAAUAAAAACCAUUGGAGAACACAAAGGGGAAGCUGGGCUCCCCGUAGAGGUCGGGGACGAGGUGGUUUCCCUCCACAACCCUAUUCACAAGCCCCACAGCCGUAUGCAUAGACUCAACAGGCAUACCCACAAGCUCCAUCACACAAGGCUCCCAAUCCUCAAGCUGCACCUCCACAGCCUCAACAAGGGCAGUAUCGCAUGGGUCAGUGGGAAGAGCCGUACCAAGGAUGAGGAGGCCCGAGAACCCCACAAGAAGUGGAAUUGGCAGAUCCUCUUCUGAAUAUUUCAGUAAUGGGAAAAGACUUGCCCUACCUAGUGGACACCGGUGCUCGGUAUUCCACUCUUAACACACGAAUUGCCACUCCUCCACUUUCGAAACAGUGUGUUCGGGUUAAGGGGUUUCUCUGGGACUCCUGCACACCUCCCUUUAACAACACCCCUUUCCUCACAGCUGAGGCUGGCAAAACAACAAUUCAGGCAUCAAUACAUAGCCUCACCACAUUGCCCAGUGAACUUGAUGGGAAGAGACAUUUUACUCGCGACCGGAGCGAGUAUUCUCUGCUCUCCCGAUGGUAUCUUAAUCACGUUUCCCAACGGAAAAACUCUGAACUGUUCAUUAGGCAGUGAUGUCAUGGACUGCGACACGAUGAUGUCGGCUGACAUCUCUCCUGAGGGCCCUGGAUCUUGGGCUGACAUUUAUUGGGGUUUAAUUGAACCAUCAACUGACGGUGUUUGCCAACUGUACCAGUCGUGGCGCCCGUGGAUCCAUGCCCUCUCGCCCUAUGUCUGACCCUCUGAUCCCCUUCCAUCUCACCCUCAAAUAUGACAGGGAGGGGGACGAAAUUUAUCAAGAGGCCUUUGCCUCGGUGGACGGUCAAAUCUGACCUGUGACGUCCACAUGCCUGUAUGUAGGCAAGGAGGGUGUUGCUGCAGCAGCUGAACUAGGUGAAGAGCACGCACAGUGGUUUGACAUGUCCAAGGAGUCAGUUCCCCAUAUCACACUCGCUAUAUAUGCACAACAUGAGGCAAAAGAUCUAGGUCCCACGACCAAACAUCUCUCUACACUGACAGACUGGGUCCCCGAUCAGAUCCCAAGUGUUCAGUUUUCCCCCUCAGCUUCCGCAUAUCGCAUUGUCAGUCAGGUGACAGACACAAUGCUUCUCGAACACGGACAAAUUGAACGCUUUCAUGGCAGAGAAAAAACAGACCACCCAGAUACUGACAAAGUUUCGUCCUCCCUGCCAGACACGCUCUGGUCCACCGGUCCCACGGAUGUUGGUUUUUGCCCUGGGAUAGCCCCAGUCACGUUUGAGCUCAAGGAGGACACGCCCAUCUAUCAGGCACAAUAUAAGCAUAAACCAGCAGCGGCUGAGGGCAUUUUCGAUUCCAUAGAAGGCUUGCUUGAGGCGGGCGUGUUGGAAACUUCCAACUCAGCGUGGAACACACCUGUAGAGAAUCAAAACACCGGUAAAUAUCGUAUGGCUCACGACCUCCGCCGAAUUAACGCCAUUCUCGCCACUCCAACGGUAUCGGUCCCCAAUCCAUACACUGCCCUGACUGCUCUGUUACCCUCACAUCAGUGGUUCACCUGCAUUGACCUGGCCAACGCGUUCUUUUGUCUCCCUCUAGCGGAUCACUUGAAACCCAUUUUUUCAUUCACAUAUGGUAACAAGACACUGCAAUACCGCAGGCUUCCCCAGGGGUUCAUUCUCUCCCCAGGUAUUUUCAGUCAGGCUUUAAAACAGCAACUGCAGGGAAUAGAAUUGCCCCCGGGCGUAGCUCUGAUAUAAUAUGUAGAUGACUUGCUUAUCGCAGCGGAGACAGACGCCUCAUGCCUUCGCGCCACUCACGCGGUCCUGGACCGACUAGCCCGGUGUGGUUUUAAAGUAUCCCAUUCUAAAUUGCAGUGCUGCCGCCAACAAGUUGCCUUUCUCGGUCGCAUGGUAUCAGCCAGAGGCACAGCAUUGUCAGCACGUCAUAGGUCGUCCAUUUUGUCCCACCCCAAACCACAGACAGUAAAAGACAUGUUAUCCUUUUUGGGAAUCACGGGAUACAGUCGCCAUUACAUCCCCUCCUACGGCGAACUGACUAAGCCUUUACGUGCCUUGGUUAAUGCACAGGGAAUGUGUAACCUCACCGCUCCACUGUCCUGGGAUCAGGACACGGAAAGUCCAUUCAUUAAAUUGAAACAGGAACUUUCAUCUGCAGCCGAUCUGGCCAUCCCAGACUACAAGUCGCCAUUCUUUUUGGAUGUUUCUGAAAAGACAUCAUCUGUCAAUGGUGUCUUAUUUCAGAAAAAAGGGGGAGGCAGACAGGUGUUAAUGUAUGUGAGUGUAGCACUUGACCCAAUGGAGAACAGACAACCGCCAUGCACACGUCACGCAGCAGCAGUAGCAAAGAUAUUGCAGAAAACAGCACACCUAGUAAUGGGACACGCACUCACUGCAUUAACUACACACAGCAUUGUGGCAUACGUAAACUCUGCUGCAUUCACAAUCACUCCACUCAGACAGACCAGACUGGACAGUAUCUUGAGCGCACCACACAUUACAUACACACACGAUGGGAUCAAUAUGGCAGAUGGUAUGAGGGAAGGAGAGAAACAUGACUGCGAGACUAAAGUGAGACAGGAUGUUAAAGCGAGAGAAGGCUUGAAUAGUGAACCACUACCGCACGCGACUGAAACCAUUUUCACAGAUGGGUGUUGUUUCAAACACCCACAGGAAGGGCUGAAAGCAGCAUAUGCAGUGGUACGUCAGACAGGGAACUGCUUUGAGAAAGUGAAAGUGGGCCAGCUCCAAGGGAAAGAGUCUGCACAGUUAGCAGAGUUACAGGCAGUAACAGAGGCACUAAAAUGGGCAGAGGGAAAAGUUGUAAAUAUCUAUACAGAUUCAGCGUAUGUGGUAGGAGCCAUACAUGUUGAAAUGCCCCAAUGGCUAAGGGCAGGUUUUGUGACUGCAUCCGGCAUUCCCAUAAAACACGAAAAGGCUAUGAAAGAUCUCUUGGAGGUUUUGCAAUUACCAAAAGAGGUAGGGAUCAUCAAGUGUAAAGGACAUAGCAAGGAAGACAGUCUAAUUGCGAGAGGCAACGAGGCUGCGGAUGCAGCGGCUAAAAUGGCUGCAGGAUAUGUUCAAAACUACAUAAUGGUGCAGACAGGAAUGAUCCAGGACAUACUACCCCCAUGCGAUGUAAAUAUGAUAAAAGCGGAGCAAGAGAAAGCAGAAAAACAUGAGAAAAACCUCUGGGAGGACAGAGGAGCAACUUGUACAGAAGGAUUGUGGCGGGCUGCUGACGGGAGACCAGUUUUGCCUCCUGGGUUGGCACCCUCCCUGAUUGCAGAGGCACAUGGCCUCAUGCAUGUAGGUAAGACACAAACAAUGAGAAAUUUGACCCACUGGUGGCAUCCACAUCUACCAGGGAUGGUGGAAAGACACAUCAGGGUUUGUGAAGUGUGUACUGUGCAUAAUGCUAAACCCACAUGCAAACCACAUGAAGGGAAAUUUCCUCUCCCCAGGUGCCCUGGCACGGAAAUCAUUAUUGACUAUACUGAUAUGGAAGAGCGGGUUCGAGGAUAUCGCUACGGCCUGGUCGCAGUGGAUGCAUACACUGGCUGGCCAGAAGCAACCCCGGCAAAGGCCGAAGAUGCCAAGACAGUGGUGAAGUUUUUGAUCAACCACUACAUUCCCUUCCAUGGGUUCCCAGCGAAAAUAAGGUCAGACAACGGGACCCAUUUUGAAAAUAAAGAUCUGAGAGAAGUUGAAAAGCUGUUGGGGCUCCAACAUGCUUUUGGCACCGUGUAUCAUCCUCAGUCCCAAGGAAAAGUGGAAAGGAUGAACCAGACGGCUCAGUUACUCGAGCCCUUGAAGGCCUUGGAACAUUGUCUCAAGAAAUGCAUGAAAAUUCUGGUAUCGAGAACCCCCUCGAUGACUUACUAGGGCAAUGGUUUGGUAAAUGGAAGACUCUAGUUGUGUCAGUAGCCCUAUCUUUGGUUGGAAUGAUAGCAGCGCUGGGUCUCUGUGGGUGCUGCUGCAUUCCCUGCAUUCGAUCCCUAUGUGAGCGCAUAAUUGUAGCUGCCAUUUUGAAGAAAAACCCCCCCACCACCAUAUCAAAUGUAUCAGGCCGAGACAGAAGGUUUGUUGAGAUGCUCGCCUGAAGGUGAGGAUGAAGAGGUAGUAUUACCCAUGUCAGAAGUGUGAUCUCAUAAAUGAGAUCGAAAGGGGGGUGUGUAAACUUUCAGGUAUAAAAUGGCCUCCUUCAGAGGCCAAAAGGGGGACUGUUGGAUUAUAACAAAUAAUGAAGGAACAAAAUGAUUGUACAUAGUGGAAAUUUGCUGACUUGUGCAAAGAUAUGUGCUUACUCCACAGACCGG